AUGAAAAUUCAUUAAGAAAAAUUAUCAAAUGGUCUGUGGUAAAUCAUUAAAAAGAUAUCUGAAAAAUUAGUCUAUUUGGUUUAAGAAUUCAUCAAUAGUGAUCGAGUCUAUGUUUACUAUCUACUAGAAUCAGCCAGAUGUAACACAAAGAGAAUUAAUAAACUAAUCGACUUCAUUAAAUUAGAAGAUACUAUCAAUAAAUCUAAAGUGAACAAAAUGAUUUCUGUAAGGCAAUAUACUUCUGUUCCUGAAAAUGUUUAAUAUAAAUAGAAGUCGUUAAAUUUAAUUUAGUAGCUAAAUAAGAUCAUGAAUUACCAUUGA
Messenger RNA from Paramecium octaurelia, 321 nucleotides. NCBI's taxonomy places the organism in Eukaryota, Ciliophora, Oligohymenophorea, Peniculida, Parameciidae. The record is from the annotation of a GenBank genome assembly.